AUUUAGUACACAAUAGAUAGUUUAUCAGAUUAAAUACAAUAGUUAAUAUGAAUAAAGUAAUUAUCACAAUCUUUUGCGGCUUUAUUAUGGCAAUUUACGCUGAAAGACCUAGCUGGUAUCCAGAAAAUGAUACAGAAGUAAAUAAUCAAUGUUAUGAAGAAAAUCAAUUAGAACCCGGGUUUAUUGCGGAUUCUUCAACAUUCGAUGAGUUGACUUCAAAUAAAAAUGUACAAGAAGCUUUUCUCUGCUAUGGCAAACGUUUUAAUUUUUACAGCGAGGACACUGGUAUAGAUAUAGAACGAAUGGUCUAUAGUAUUUAUAAAAGAGAGAGGGAUUGUAAAAAACCCGUAGCACAGGAGUGUGUUGACAAAUUUAAAGACGUCGACGCUGCCGGAGAAAUGAUUCUAAAAGUGAUCCAUUGUACUAUUUUGCACGUAGACACUAGUAAAGAUUGUUAAGAUGUUCUGUAAAUUGAUAUACAAAUUUUUUUUUUUAUUGUUUUUUAUUAUUACUCAUAGGAAUUAUUGUAUUUUCUUUAGACAAUACAUAUAAAUUUCUUAUCAGCUAAUCCACGUUUUAGUAUUUCCAUUCUAACACUUUGAUAUCUGGUCUAGCAAUAAAAUAUAAGUCUAUAUAUUGAUUUUUCCC
Molecule: messenger RNA, 648 nt
Organism: Lucilia sericata (common green bottle fly)
Lineage: Eukaryota; Metazoa; Arthropoda; Insecta; Diptera; Calliphoridae
Exons: 2
Coding region: 48-458 (136 amino acids)
Molecular function (GO): odorant binding
Source: RefSeq, a predicted model, not a curated record